Messenger RNA from Emiliania huxleyi CCMP1516, 774 nucleotides. RefSeq lists its product as hypothetical. Bases 1 to 774 code for a protein of 257 amino acids. The record is from RefSeq and is a predicted model, not a curated record. NCBI's taxonomy places the organism in Eukaryota, Haptophyta, Isochrysidales, Noelaerhabdaceae. The transcript is spliced from 3 exons.
AUGAAUUCCCUCGCGUUCGUCGCCACCCUCCUGUCCACUCUGCCGUCGGUCAAAGGCUUCGAUGUCAGCAAGUGCAUCUCCUCCAAGGUUGCCCGUGGCUAUGCAAAAUUCGCAGCAAAAAGCUUUUGCAUCGACCAGCGAGUACAGCGCUGCACUGACCAUCUCGCUGCCACGGUCAACGUGACGGACCCCUUGAUCACCCAGAACACGAUGCUGCGCGAAGGACGAUUGACCACCGUCCUUGACACGUGGUCGAACGUGCUCGCCAGGGGUCUUGAGGCCGACUCUUUCCAGGGCCUGCCAAAGGCGCGCAAUGAGGACAAGAACAAGGGCAGAAUGGACAAGGAGGGCUCGUACAACGACUAUGGGGGCGUCGAGACGGUGAAACACCUCUUUCGCAAGGCGGGCUUUGCUGUCGCGGGCCCCAGCAAGGCGGCCGUUGGCGCCGACUUGACCGUCCGAUUCCUUAAGGGCUGGUUCAGCGAGACGAUCAAAGGCGCGCCGAUCGAGAAGGUGGCGCUGCUUCGCCUGGACGGCGACAUGUACUCGAGUACGAUGGACACCAUCCGGCCCCUCUACCCUAAGCUCGCGCCUUCGGGCUACCUGCUUGUGGACGAUUACGGUCACUGGGAGCCGUGCAGGAGGGCAAUCGACGACUACUUCACACUCGAGCAGGGCUGGCUGCCCUCGUUCCAGUGGAGCGACUACACGGGCGUUUGGAUGCAGAAGCCGCGCGUGGCACCUGUCGCACCGCCCUCAACGAGCAGCUCCUAA